AUGGGAAACGCGCAUACGAAAGAAGGUGGGAGGGGGUCUAGGGGUCCUGGCGGUAAUGAUGGCCAUGAUGGCGGCGCCGGGUACCCUGGAGACGUGUCGUCCGGCGAUCGAUCAAGAAGACAAAGCUCAAGGCCAGAUCUGAGCUCUAUUUUGGGCGGUGCUCCCAGCAGCUCGAGGCAUCAGCCAUCAGCGAGACCUGACGCUCCAUUCGAGCGACGAGAAACCAAGGCGGAGCGAGAAGCGAGGCGGCUCGAGAGGGAACGCGUGAUCCGUCUCAAGGAACGCGAACGCAGCAUGAAGGAAGAACACGUAGAUGGGGGCUUCGUUGUGACAAUGGGUAUUUACACGGCGAUGGAGGACUUUAGCAAACCCGUGGUCCGGCAAUUACAGAUCGAAAGAAGGAUAGCACCGUUCUGGAGAGGUCUGGAUGACUUCAAUCCGACCUGGGCCGAGCACCAGAUCAUCGCCGCUGCCCGCGGUCUAGAAGUACCACCUGCGGAUGUCGUGCCCGAAGACCUCGUCCCUCAACCCCGGCCCACGCACCCGGAUUCGCCCAGUACAUCCCUUCCGAACCUGAACAACUUGACGGUGCCCAUGGGGCCUAGAACGCUCUCGGCCGCCUCGGACAAGACGGGUUCGAAUCCCGGCUCCUCUAUCCCAUCUCCGACAUCACCGGCCCCACCACGGAUAAGCUCGCCGUUGAAACCCGCAAAGAAGUCCCUUGCCGCGGCACUUAGCAUCUCGUCGCGCAACGGGUCGCAGCAAGACAUCGCCCCGCGCGAGAUUAACCUGCCGCAUGAUCCCUUUGUCAACGGCCAGCCUGUCGAGGUGUUUCUGUACAAGGACGGCGUAGAGUGUCCCAUCUGCUGCAUGUACUACCCGCGUUACCUGAACAAGACGCGUUGCUGCGAUCAAUUCAUCUGCAGCGAGUGCUUCGUGCAGAUCAAGCGUGCUGAUCCUCAUCUGCCGGAGCAUCACGGUGAGCAGCCUCAGGAUGGCUCCGAACCUGCUGCUCCACCUCCGGAUGAGGACAGAAGAUCAAGCGAGCUGACAAUGGAGCCCGCAAGUUGUCCGUACUGUACCCAGACCGAAUUCGGCGUGACGUACGAGGCCCCACCGUUCCGCCGUGGUCUAUCGUAUGUCUAUUCUGGCGGCGUCGGUUCUAUGGUAACCGCCAUGUCGUCAACCUCUUCCCUCCACUCGAAUCUUUCCCCAACCGCGGCGGCGACAACGACAACGCCAUCUCUGGCCAACCGGCGUAGGGCGCAGAGUUUAUCGGCCAAUGCGGUUGGUGUUAUUUCGACAGAUCGCAUCCGCCCGGACUGGUCGACUAAGCUGGCCACGGCUCGCGCGCAGCAACGACGAAGAGCCGCCGCCGCCGACGCCCUCCACCAUGCCGCCUUUGUCAUAGGUAACAAUGAAGCGAAUGGGAGGUCCUUGUUUGGCCGUGGCGGGCGGUUCAGUCGCAGGAAUAUGGGUCCCGCCACUCGGGGCAACGAAAGCCCCAGUUCCAGCACGGCCCAAGUAAAUAUCACCGCGGAUACGGAACCAUCGCCUGCGCCAGGAAUGGAGCCUGGGCAGCGCAGCUCCUCGGGUCGCAAUGGACCAAGUAGGGAGCGUAUCGACGCUGCCCAUCUUGAGAGCAUGAUGAUGGCCGAGGCGAUACGGUUGUCCUUAGCCGACGAGGAGGAACGUAAGAAGAAGGCCGACAAGGAGGCUCGUAAGGAGGCUAAGAUGCGGGAAAAGGAAGAUCGUAAGGCCAGCAAGCGUCGCACCGUAUAUGGCGGCGAAGGCGGAACUGGAACCUCGACUGCUAGUGCUAGUUCCCUGAGUCUGAGCCUGUCCGGCAUGGGGCGAAGGAGAGGCAAUAGUUUGCGGAUGGAUGCCAGUGUUGCCGCUGCACACGCUACGGCCAGUGCCAGCCAGAGCAACGAGGCCUUGUCGACGCCAGAUGCUGGGCCUGCCUCCGGACCUGCAGACAAGGGGAAAGCUGUGGACCGCGGAGACACCCAAAGUCCAGAUGCUUGUUCGUCCCAAUCAUCCUUGACUCCGACCGGCGUUGCCGGUGUACCCAUUCUAAGCGCGCAGCCAUCCAGGGGAUCCUCUCAUCUUCGGCAGAUGAGCAAUGCUAGUUCGAUAUCUAGUGCCAGUGGGAUUGACAGCGUGACCGGCAGCUAUGGCCAGAAACAUGGUGGGGUGGAUGAUCUAGAUCCAAGGUCUAGCGGGCUCAGUCUGGGUCGCAGUGAAGAUGAGGCGUCUGGCACUGAAGUCACAGCGGGGUCGGACAGAGCAGAAGGUGCUCAGUCCAUGUUCAACUUCCGCAGCUUGGCCCAGGUCGUUGGUAUUCCCAUUGACGGUGAG
Pseudomassariella vexata is the source of this 2361-nucleotide messenger RNA. RefSeq lists its product as uncharacterized. NCBI's taxonomy places the organism in Eukaryota, Fungi, Ascomycota, Sordariomycetes, Amphisphaeriales, Pseudomassariaceae. The annotation marks the transcript as partial. Gene Ontology annotation, cellular component: cytoplasm. The record is from RefSeq and is a predicted model, not a curated record. The transcript is spliced from 2 exons.